Messenger RNA from Syngnathus typhle (broad-nosed pipefish), 4945 nucleotides. It is a transcript of the gene necab1, whose product is annotated as N-terminal EF-hand calcium binding protein 1. Bases 2267 to 3388 code for a protein of 373 amino acids. The record is from RefSeq and is a predicted model, not a curated record. Gene Ontology annotation, cellular component: cytoplasm. Gene Ontology annotation, molecular function: calcium ion binding. Gene Ontology annotation, biological process: regulation of amyloid precursor protein biosynthetic process. NCBI's taxonomy places the organism in Eukaryota, Metazoa, Chordata, Actinopteri, Syngnathiformes, Syngnathidae. The transcript has 14 exons.
AUUUCAGCCUUCAAACAUAAAGAUAUAAAAUUAAAAUUAAAAUAAUUUGAUUGAAAUAAAAGUGGGACAUAAUCGUGAAGUGGAUCGAAAUUUAUUGGAUAAUUUAAACAUUUUUAACAAAUAAAAAACUGAAAAGUGGGGCGUGCAAUAUUAUUCGGCCCCUUUACUUUCAGUGCAGCAAACUCACUCCAGAAGUUCAGUGAGGAUCUUUGAAUAAUCCAAUGUUGUCCUAAAUGACUGAUGAUGAUAAAUAGAAUGCGCCUGUGUGUAAUCAAGUCUCCGUAUAAAUGCACAUGCUCUUUGAUAGUCUCAGGGUUUUGUUUAAAGCGCAGAGAGAACCAUGAAGACAAAGGAACACACCAGGCAGGUCCGAGAUACUGUUGUGGAGAAGUUUAAAGCCGGAUUUGGAUACAAAAAGAUUUCCCAAGCUUUAAACAUCUCAAGGAGCACUGUGCAAGCAAUUAUAUUAAAAUGGAAGGAGUAUCAGACCACUGCAAAUCUACCAAGACCCGGCCGUCCCUCCAAACUUUCAUCUCAAACAAGAAGAAGACUGAUCAGAGAUGCAGCCAAGAGGCCCAUGAUCACUCUGGAUGAACUGCAGAUAACUACAGCUGAGAUGGGAGAGUCUGUCCAUAGGACAACAAUCAGUUGUGCACUGCACAAAUCUGGCCUUUAUGGAAGAGUGGCAAGAAGAAAGCCAUUUCUCAAAGAUAUCCAUAAAAAGUCGCGUUUAAAGUUUGCCACAAGCCACAUGAGAGACACCAAACAUGUGGAAGAAGGUGCUCUGGUCAGAUGAAACCAAAAUCGAACUUUCUGUCCACAAUGCAAAACGAUAUGUUUGGUGUAAAAGCAACACAGCUCAUCACCCUGAACACACCAUCCCCACUGUCAAACAUGGUGGCGGCAGCAUCAUGGUUCGGGCAUUCUUUUCUUCAGCAGGGACAGGGAAGAUGGCUAAAAUUGAUGGGAAGAUGGAUGGAGCCAAAUACAGGACCAUUCUGGAAGAAAACCUGUUGGAGUCUGCAAAAGACCUGAGACUGGGACGGAGAUUUAUCUUCCAACAGAACAAUGAUCCAAAACAUAAAGCCAAAUCUACAAUGGAAUGGUUCACAAAUAAACGUAUCCAGGUGUUAGAAUGGCCAAGUCAAAGUCCAGACCUGAAUCCAAUCAAGAAUCUGUGGAAAGAGCUAAAGACCGCUGUUCACAAACGCUCUCCAUCCAACCUCACUGAGCUCGAGCUGUUUUGCAAGGAAGAAUGGGCAAGAAUUCCAGUCUCUCGAUGUGCAAAACUCUUAUAGACAUACCCCAAGCGACUUGCAGCUGUAAUUGCAGCAAAAGGUGGCGCUACAAAGUAUUAGCGCAAGGGGGCCGAUUAAUAUUGCACGCCCCACUUUUCAGUUUUUUAUUUGUUAAAAAGGUUUAAAUUAUCCAAUAAAUUUUGUUCCACUUCACGCUUGUGUCCCACUUGUUGUUGAUUCUUGACAAAAAAUUAAAAUCUUAUAUCUUUAUGUUUGAAGCCUGAAAUGUGGCGAAAUGUUGAAAGGUUCAAGGGGGCCGAAUACUUUCGCAAGGCACUGUAUAUACAAAAUGAACACGCUCGUUAUUUAUUUUUCGCUGGUAUUGUUACAGUUUGCCCACUUUAUAUCAAUAUAAAUAUUUGUUGAUUUAAACAAACUGACGUGUUGUAAUAUCCCAGAAUGCUCAUGGCCUCUCGAACACACAAAAUAAAUAAUUAUAUUAUGUAACUCUUUAUAUUUACGUUAUCUAGAAACCACACUGCAACGUUGUCAUUCCGUGAGCUGGUACUGUUAAUUAUUAUUCACGCUCACAUGCACUCUGACCCAUUUUGUGUUAUGGACGUAAAUUGAUGAUGGGCGCAUGUUUUGACUGCUCUGUCGCCUUCUCGUGGUAAUUGUCUAAAGCACAUGUGCUUAUGUGAGGCAUGUGCCAUCGGCUGUAUUUACGUUUAUAUUUCUAUAUAAAUAGCAUCAAACGACACAUAAAUGUCAAACCGUCAAAUCUCCGAAAUAAAGAAAAUAAGAGAUGAAUUAGUCAAUAUUUACUUGGAUUUUAGAGAUUCUACUCACGCUUAUGCGUCAAGUUAACUUGACAAAAACGGAUGCUAGCAUGUACUGCAAUCAAAGCAAAAGCAUAUUUUACCUGUCCUGUUGUCAAUGGAAAUACUUCACUUGAAGUCACGCAGCUAAUGGUUAUUUAGAUGCUACAUCCUAAAUAAUCUUGUUUAACUGACAAAACAGCAUCGAUAAUGUUCUGUUUUAUAAAAACGGAAACGGUGUGGGAGUAUUUCCAACAACUUGACAGCUUGCAGACCAGCAACAGAAAACGAGAGCGCAGCUUAAAGGAAUUGAAACCUGUGUGCGAGGAGCCAAGCGCCCAGACUGAGCUGAAAAAGGGAAUGUCCAUUUUCAUUGACAUUUUGCGGCGAGCGGAUAAAAACGACGACGGCAAGCUGUCCUUUGACGAGUUCAAGGCCUACUUUUCGGAUGGUGUCCUGACGUCGGAGGAACUGAAGGAACUCUUCCACGCUAUCGACAGCCACCACACUGACAACGUGGACACAGAUGAACUGUGUGAGUACUUCUCGCAGUACCUGGGGGAGUACAAGAAUGUCUUGGCCGCCCUGGAAGCCCUCAACAUGUCCAUCCUGAAGGCCAUGGACAAGACCAAGAAGGAUUAUCAAGAGUCCACCCACCUGGAGCAGUUUGUGACCCGUUUCCUGCUGAAGGAGACGACCAAUCAGCUGCACUCACUCCAGGGCUCACUGGAAUGUGCCGCCGAGACCACCGCCGAGCAGACUCGCAGAGAAAAACACGAUCUGGCUAAACCCGAGGUUCUGUCCAUCCAGUUGUCGGGUCGCAGGUCCAACCGGAGGCUCCAGAGGAACAAUAGCCCCUCCCCCAACAAUCCCAUCAUGGGCCUCGUUAACUCGGGUGCGUACGACGAGGAGAGCCAGUGGACAGUUCAAGUGAACAGGCUACAGAAGCUCAUCGAUCGCCUGGAACAGAAGGAGAUCCGCCUGGAACCCGUCGAAGACGACGUACCAGAGAGCAAGCUGCACCUCCUGAUCGUGCAGAGACAGCUGUCUGUGCUGGAGGACGAGCUGGAGGAGUUUCGCCUGGCGCUCAGACACUACAUGGACUCUGCCAGCGCCCAGACCGGAUGUCUACACGUGGCGCUUCAGCGGCUGGCUAACGAGUCGCGCUUCAUCCUCUACGAAUUCUGGGAGCAAAACAGCGUGUGGAAGAAUCACCUGCAGAGCAACUCCAGCAAGACUUUCCAGAGGGCCAACGUGGACUUCCUGGAGACUCCCGAGACUGUCACCACCAUGCUGCUCCCGGCUUCAUGGUGGGUCCUCAACAACAACUGAGAGCAGCAUGUCGACCAUACUUGGUGCACAAACACAUGCGCACACGCACACACGCGCACACACACACAAUAUAGCGUCCUGUACUUUUGCGCUAUAUUCUGACUGUCUGCUGUAAUCACACUUGCUCCGUUUUGCUCCUCUUAUUUAUUGUUAUUUGUUUAUUUAUUAUUUAUUCAUCAAAGUCUGCUUUAUUGUCAAUUUCUUCACAUGCCAAGACACACAAAGAAAUCGAAAUUACGUUCCCACUAUCCCACGGUGACAAGACAUAGUACACAAUAUACAUACAAGUAAACUACACAAACAAAUAAAAACAAGAAGGCACAAACAGUGAAUAAAUAAGAGUGAUGAAUAAAUAAUAAGUAAUUUUUAUAACACAAUAAAUAAGAGGAGCAAAAAUGGAGCAAGUGUGCAUACAGCAGACAGUCAGAAUAUAGCGCAAAAGUACAGGACGCUACGCAGAAGGGGGGAGAGAGUUCAGGAUCCUAACAGCCUCGAGUAUGAAGCUAUUGGUGAGCCUGGUGGUGCGGGAGCGCAGGCUCCUGUACCUCUUCCCAGAGGGCAGAAGAUCGAACAAGGAGUGAGCGGGGUGACUCACAUCGCUCACAAUUGUGGUCGCUUUGCGGGUGAGAUGGGAGGUGUAAAUGUCCUUCAGGGAGGGGAGUGAAGCACCAAUAAUCUUACCAGCCGUAUUCACUAUGCGCUGCAGGGUCUUCCUGUUGUAUUCAGUGCAGCUACCACCCCAAACAGCGAUACAAUUGGAGAGGACGCUCUCAAUGGUGCCACAGUAGAAUGUAGUCAUGACGGCCGGAGGAGCACUAGCUCGCCUGAGCUUCCGCAGGAAGUACAGGCGGCGCUGAGCUUUCUUCGCCAGUGAUACGGUGUUGGUGGACCAGGAGAGAUCCACACUGAUGUGCACCCCCAGGAACCUGGUGCUGCUCACUCUCUCCACCACAGCACCGUUGAUGGUCAGCGGCAGGUGUUGGGUGUGACCCUUCCGGAGGUCAACAACAAUCUCCUUGGUCUUGUUGACGUUCAGCAGGAGGUUGUUGUUCCUGCACCACGCGGUUAGAAGGUCAACCUCCAACCUGUACUGAAUCUCGUCGCUCACUCUUAUUAUUCAUUGUUUGUGCCUUCUUGGUUUUAUUUUGUGUUGUCUGCUUGUAUGUAUAUCGUGUACUAUGUCUUGUCACCGUGGUAUAGUGGGAACGUAAUUUUGAUUUCUUUGUGUGUCUUGGCAUGUGAAGAGAUUGACAAUAAAGCAGACUUUGACACACACGCACGCACACACAUUUUUGACAUCAUAACCCUUAAUAGAGCUGAUUACUUCCAUGUUUCUUCUUUGUAUCAAUACAAAGUACAAAAUACACACACACGAGCAAGUUGCCAGUGUGUGUGCGUAUUCAUCAAUGUGAUGUCAUCGUUGCGCUUGCAUUUCAGAGAUUGUAGCAACAGCACAUGCUUCUUUAAAUGUUGGAAAUUAAUUCCUACACGAGUCAUUUGUGCAUAGUCAACGUUGCUAAAAGCUUCAAACACGUGAAAUAAAAGAAUUGUUGUGUA